Porites evermanni is the source of this 1395-nucleotide messenger RNA. The record is from the annotation of a GenBank genome assembly. NCBI's taxonomy places the organism in Eukaryota, Metazoa, Cnidaria, Anthozoa, Scleractinia, Poritidae.
AUGUUAGUAUUUUUGGUGAUUCCCAGUUUGAAAGAGGUUUCAAGCAAGUUCAUAAUACAGACAUUGUCUUCUUCAAACUGUCUAAUGGUAUAUUAUUUGGCUGUGAAUUAUCGGUGCAUUGAAUUACAGGAAAAAGCGAGAGAUUUUGUCUUUGCAAAUUUCACAAGCGUUGUUGAACACGAAGAUUUUCUGAACUUAACCCUUAAAGAGGUGGAAGAGUGGAUUUUAAGUGACGAAAUCAGAGUAAGGGGAGAGGAAGACGUUUUCCAGGCAGUUGUGAAGUGGGCGGAAAAAAGGGGGAGCGGAGAUCGUGAGAAAUUUUUUGAUUUGUUUCGUCAUGUUCGUCUUAUUUACUUGUCACGCAACUAUGUUUUAAAUGAAAUUUUCCCACAUCCUUUGGUAACCAACGACAAAGCAUGUACAGCUUUUGUCUUAGAUGCAGUAAAAGAUGUCUCUUCAGGCUCUGAAGAGUGCUUUUUUGCCCAAGCACCAAGAAACUGUCUUAAAACAACAGAAGAUUGCCUUGUUGUCUGUGGGGUAGGUAAAAGAACACUUUGCUACCUCCCUGCUGAGAACAAGUGGUAUGAUAUGGCAGAGAAAACAAAGGGCACAGUAUAUUAUCACGUGAGUGCUUCUCAUGGUAAACUUUAUACCAGCAACAAACCGGGCCCUGAUCUAGCAAUGGAGCGAUAUGAUCCAGUCAUAAACUCAUGGGCACCUCUGAUGUGUUACAGUGGUCUGAUGUCGAGCCACUUAGUAACUGUGGUCAAUUUCCAAGGGUUUUUGUAUGUCAUUUGUAGAAAGACAGGUAAUGCGGGGUGUGUAAACUGUGUGUAUAAGUACAAUCCUGAUUCAAACCUAUGGCAGGAAGUAGCACCAAUGAAUGUUCCUAGAGCUGCAGUGUGUGCUGUAGCUGACAAGGAGACCAUGUAUGCAAUUGGAGGUCAGGCAAACAAUCAAAAUUCGGAUGUAGUAGAAAAAUUUGACUCUAAAAGGAACUCGUGGUGUAGAGUUGCCUCAAUGCUAGAGAAGAAAGCAUGCCCUUGUGGUGCACUUUUACAUUCUAAAAUUUUUCUAUUUGGAGGUUUUUUCAGUUCUCAACCCAUAGUGGUAUCUUUAAGCAUUGAAAUGUAUGACCCAGGUUCAAACGUGUGGACAGCUAUUCAGGGUAUAUCUGCACCAACACGCUAUUUUAGUGCGACAAGUUUCAAAGGAAGCAUUUAUGUUAUUGGAAAGUGGAACCAAGAUAGUUCUGAUAGUUUCUUGCGGAUUUUUGAUGUUGAAAAAAAUGAGUGGAGGCACUGUGCAAAUGUUCCUCGUAUCUCAAAUCCAAUUGCUUUGGCUCCUCUGAGAAUUCCAAGAGACAUUUUAAAGACAUGUAAGGUUGCAACAUAG